ACUCUGCUGCUGUUCCCAUUUCCCCCUCUGUAUUUUCAUCUCAGAAGGAAAAAGGGGAAGGAGAGAGAAACCUAGAGAGAGAAACCUCUGUAUUAUCAUCCCUUUCGACGAUUUUUCGAGUCUGAGGUUGUGGAAGAUUUUCCGAUCAUCACAUUCAUCAGGUUUGAUCUCGUUUCUCUUUCUCGAUUUAGUUUCAAAUUUUUAGGCUUUACUUGUUCGAUUGUCGUGGAUUUUUUGCAUAUAUGUUCUAUGUUUCCGAAUUUUUGGGCUUGAAUCUUUGUGGGUGUAUUUGUGCGAAAUUGUUUCGUUUUUAAUGGGGUUUAUUUGAUCGAUUUGUUUUCGAUUUAUUGGGUUUAUUUGUUCGAUUGUUUUUCGAUUUUUUAAGGGUUUAUUUGUUCUAUUUAUUUUCGUUUUUUGGGUUGAAUUUUAGUGCCUUCUUUGAUUGUGUGGUGGUUUUUUUGGGUUGAAUUUGAGUGAUUUAUCGUUUGUUUUAGGUUGAUUUUUUUUUAUUAUUAUUGUUAGUAGUAUUAUUGUCUGAUUUGUCACAGGAUUGUUGAUCUCCAGGUACAAUUCUAUCUCUCCUUUCUCUUUCUUGUUCAAAUUGGUUCAAUUUUCAUCUAAUCUUUAAUAUGAAUGUUGACUGUGUUUUUUUUUUGGGCUAUUUCUCCUCUUUUUUCCUUUCUUUUCUAUGUUUUUUUUGGUAAUUCUUCUUAAUUAUAAUCUGAAUUUCGAUUGUAUACAAAGUCAAGCUUAUAGUGAGCAAGAUCAUUAAUGAAUAAGGAAGAAGCAGAAGUGCGGACUUUGUAUUCAUUUAUAUUCUACAUUUUUAUCUUCAUUUACCUCUUAUUCUUACUUCUUUUACUACAAUUUCAUCGAAUUUUCUCAAUUUUCUUGGGUUCUUUCAUUUAAUUGUUUUCGUUUUUUCUUUACUAAUUAUUUCAUAUUCUUAGUAAUUUUGUCAAUUUUUUUAUGUCAUUUGAUGAAUAUGAUGAUCUUACGUAAAAUGGGUACUUAGAUUUGUUACUUAAUUACUUUGUAAGUUAAAAAAGUUACCCACAAUUAAGGAAUGAUAAAAAGAUAAAGGCUACAUUUAAUCGUUUGUUGUUAAAUUAUGGGUAAUUUUAAUUUUCAUCAUAUUUUUUUGUAAAAGAUUGAUAGAAUUUUCUUUACAUUUUUGAAAAUGGCAACUUCGAGGAACAAAACAUGUUUUUCUUACUAUUUUGAUAAAAAAAAUCUGAAGUACACAAUCUGAACCAAUUUCAGCAUUUAAACUCUAAAAAUGACAAAACCAACAACGUUAGAUCAGCUGCCAGAAGAUGUAGAUGACUUGAUUGAACUCAACUUGCUGUUCUCAACCCCAUUUUGUUGAAGAAACCUUGCAGCAGGAUCCUGAGGACAAUGCAGACAAAAACGCCGUGAGUCUAUAAUGCUUGAUUGCAUAAUGUAUUAUUGUUCUCAGUUUUUGGGGUUAUUUAUCAUAUAAUUCCUUUUCUUUAGUAUCUAAACCUUUCACAAUUUAGUGAGUUGCUAUUCACCUUUAGUUCUUGACUGUGUGUGUGUGUGUGUGUGUGUCUGUGCUCGUGCCUGCGUGGCUGCGUGUACUGAUAUUUGUGAUGUGCUGAACUGCUGAUCCUAUAUGGAAUAUGUAUUUACCAUCCAUUUUCAUUCACAGAAAUUUUAGUGCAAUAUACUAAAUUAGCCAUGAGUACACGUAGUUAACACUAUCUACAUUUGUAGAUUGAUCUUGGUUGUAUUAUGCUUUUUUCUAAUUUUGUUUUGACCUUGAGUUUAGAUAAGUUCAAAGUAUUAACUCAUAAGCUAUGCUAAAUUCUGAUGAGAGCUUCCUACUGCUUAUUCCAACAUCUCAAUUUGAAACAAAAUCCACAAUAAAAUUAGAUUACAAGUAUGAACCAAACUACAAAAAUUCCGUGAACAAGGAAGCCAUAGAAGCUGCCAGAAAUGGGAAGAGAAAUGCCACAUCCUAAGCCCAUAAUCAUUACGGUUGAUUCACCUUCACCUCCAAUUGCACCUCCAAUCUGAUGAUGUAGUAUUAAUAAGUGUGCAGGUUUUAGUAGUAUCGCUAUAAAGGUUCCUCGAUUGACUGAUAAAUACUUAACCCUUUGUUUCUUGUGAUUUUGCUAUUUUUGUUUUGAAUUUGUUAUGGUGGAUUGAAUUGAUUCUCUGCUGAUGCUGUCUUCAGUAUUACUGGACUCUUGGAAAGCAAGGGUUCCUCUUGGUUAUCUCUUACUCCUUAAAUUUGCUUUGGGUUUUGUAUUAUAGUGCUUAUUUUUCUAUCAAUUGUGUGCAUUUUUGUAUUAGUUGUUGAAUUCUGGACAUUUAGCUAGGUGUAAAUUACAAAAUAAACUUGAUCAUAUUCUACAUUCAAAGAAUAAACCAAAAAUUGGGGCAAACAAACAAUCUAAAUCAAAAUAAGGCUUGUCUAUGGGUAGUAUCAGUUUAUAUUUAUGAAAAUGAAGAGGAUGUGAAAGAAAGAGCUAACACGUGGUAAUAUAACUGUCAAGGUUUUCUUUGAGUUUUGAUCUGAUGAACAGCUGCUAUUAGUGGGUAGAUACUAGGAAAACACUAACCACCUUUAUCAUUUUCCAUGAUUACCUUUUGUUGCCAUUGGUCAUUACUUUCUGAAGCUUUAUUAAAUCAAUUUAUAAUCUGUUUUCUUGGAGAAUGAAGAUAAUGUGCUUGCUUGUUAAUCAGUUGGGGACGGUGGGUAAAAAGCACUUCGACAAUUACAAGAUGAAGAAGAUGAAGAGGAAAGAAAGGUUAACCUUCACAAAUUCCAGCAGUUGAAGUUGAGCCUCAAGGAUGCUCUUUUAAUCCAGAGGAUGAGAGUCACAAGGACUCCUUGGCACAAGCUGUUGCAGAAGAGAUGAAGAAAAUUUAUAAAAAAGAGCUGGAGCCUGAGCCAAUUCCUUUAACUGUUCCUGGAGAACCAGUCACUGAAGAUGAUUGGACAAUGAAGACGAUGAGGAAAUGGACGAGGAAAAACAAACCGAAGAUGGGAAUAUCGAAGAUGAAAAAAGUUACUGAGGAUGAAGUGGAUCUUUUAUAUGACUUAUUCAAUAAACUCAGCAACUCUGUUGUCAAAGAUGGUUUUAUUCAAAAGGAAGAACUUCAACUUGCAUUAUUUAAGAAUAGUAUGAAGAGAAGCCUUUUUCUUGACAGAGUAUGUGUUUCCUUUUUGUUGUUAGAUGCUGAUGUCCCAUAUUUCAUGCAAGAAUUUCCGAUCUAUAGUUGUUCACUUGUUCUUUUUCCUUCAGUUUACAUAAUACUGAAGUAUUUUUUGCCUUACAAGAUAAGUUGAGCAGUGUUUAUUAAGUAUGAACUCUUGAAGUUAUAUUACUUCAGAAUUCAGAAAACUGGCUUUGUCUUGCUUUCAUGGGUAGAACAUGGAGGCUGGUUCAUUCAUUGGGAACUCUUAUCUUAAAUGUCAAUCUGCAUUAUUUCAUCUCAUCAUAUUGCAGAUGCUGAUAGUUGGCCAAAAGCUUAUGAGUGUAUCUCUUGCAGUUAUUUAGAUACUAUAUUAUGACUGCUGUUAUGCUCUUAAACUAAGCUAAAAUUUUGUAGAGUUGGUGGAUUUGCACUUGCAAGUUAACGCCAAGUACAUUAAGAUUAAGACUUUGUUGUUGACCUUUGAACUAUGCGUCUAUAUGUUUUCCAUUUCUAUACAACUAUACAAGUAUAUAUGAAAUAUAUAUUUGUAAUCUUUGAACUGUAUUUUUUUUUUAUCCGGGACAAUGGUCCUGACCGUGGAACAUGAAUAUGAUUUUCAGUACUGUGGACUGCUGGUAGAUGUAUAAACACUAUGAAGUGCUAAACUUCUUUAUUGUGUACUUUGUCUCUGAAGAGCUUAGUAAUUUUUUAUUGAACAAUUGAGGA
This is a messenger RNA of Chenopodium quinoa (quinoa), 3894 nucleotides long. RefSeq lists its product as uncharacterized. Gene Ontology annotation, biological process: calcium-mediated signaling. Bases 2885 to 3319 code for a protein of 144 amino acids. The record is from RefSeq and is a predicted model, not a curated record. Gene Ontology annotation, molecular function: kinase binding; calcium ion binding. NCBI's taxonomy places the organism in Eukaryota, Viridiplantae, Streptophyta, Magnoliopsida, Caryophyllales, Amaranthaceae. The transcript has 6 exons.